Otolemur garnettii (small-eared galago) is the source of this 1801-nucleotide messenger RNA. It is a transcript of the gene SLC3A2, whose product is annotated as solute carrier family 3 member 2. The record is from RefSeq and is a predicted model, not a curated record. Lineage: Eukaryota; Metazoa; Chordata; Mammalia; Primates; Galagidae. The coding region runs from base 72 to 1667 and encodes 531 amino acids. Gene Ontology annotation, biological process: amino acid transport; carbohydrate metabolic process. The transcript has 9 exons.
GAGGGCUCUGGGAAGGGGUCGAGCCACCAUUUGAUCGCAGGCUGCUUCGUGUUACCGAUUCCGCAGGCACCAUGAGCCAGGACACCGAGGUGGAUAUGAAGGAAGUGGAGCUGAAUGAACUAGAACCCGAGAAGCAGCCGAUGAACGCGGCGUCUGGGGCGGCCACGGCGAUGGCGGUGGCAGGCGGCGCGGAAAAAAACGGUCUGGUGAAAAUCAAGGUGGCUGAAGACGACGCGGAGGCGGCAGCCGCGGCCAAGUUCACCGGUCUGUCUAAGGAGGAGCUGCUGAAGGUGGCGGGCAGCCCGGGAUGGGUGCGCACCCGCUGGGCUCUGCUGCUGCUCUUCUGGCUUGGCUGGCUCGGCAUGCUGGCGGGCGCCGUGGUCAUUAUUGUGCAGGCGCCACGCUGUCGCGAGCUUCCAGUGCAGCAGUGGUGGCACAUGGGCGCCCUCUACCGCAUCGGCGACCUUCAGGCCUUCCAGGCUAGCGAGUCUGGCAACCUAGCGGGUCUGAAGGGGCAUCUCGAUUACCUGAGCACUCUGAAGGUGAAAGGCUUUGUCCUGGGCCCAAUUCACAAGAACCAGAAGGAUGAUGUCGCUGGGACUGACUUGCUACAGAUCGACCCCAGUCUUGGCUCCAAGGAAGAUUUUGACAGUCUCUUACAAUCAGCCAAGAAAAAGAGCAUUCAUGUCAUUCUGGACCUCACUCCCAACUACAGGGGCAAGAACUUGUGGUUUUCCACUCAGGUUGACACGGUGGCUACCAAGAUGAAGGAUGCUCUGGAGUUUUGGCUGAAAGCUGGUGUGGAUGGGUUCCAGGUUCGGGAUGUGGAGAAUCUUACAAAUGCGUCCUCAUUCUUGUCUGAGUGGCAGAACAUCACCAAGAGCUUCGGCGAAGAUAGGCUGUUGAUUGCAGGAACUGACUACUCUGACCUUCAGCAGAUUUCGAGCCUACUCAAAUCUACCAAAGACCUGCUCUUGACCAGCUCAUACCUGUCAAAGUCCAAUUUCACUGGGGAGCAUGUAAAAGUCCUAGUCACCAAGUAUUUGCAUGCCACUGACAGUCACUGGUGCAGCUGGAGUUUGUCACAGGCAGGGCUCAUGACUUCCUUCUUGCCGACUCAACUCCUCCAACUCUACCAGCUGCUGUUCUUCACUCUGCCGGGGACCCCCAUUUUCAGCUAUGGGGAUGAGAUUGGCCUACAGGCUGCCCGUCUUGGACAGCCUAUGGAGGCCCCAGUCAUGCUGUGGGAUGAGUCCAGCCUCCCUAACAUACCAGGGUCUGUACACAUCAAUAGCACUGUGAAGGGACAGAGUGAAGACCCUGGCUCCCUCCUUUCCCUCUUCCGGCGGCUGAGUGAUCAGCGGAGUAAGGAGCGCUCCCUGCUGCAUGGGGACUUUAAUAUCCUCUCCACUGAGCCUGAACUUUUCUCCUACAUCCGCUCCUGGGACCAGAAUGAGCGUUUCCUGGUAGUGCUCAAUUUUGGGAAUGUGAGCCUCCCAGCCAGGCUGGGAACCUCCAACCCACCUGGCAGCAUCAGCCUGCCAGCCAGGGCUAACCUCCUGCUCAGCACCUGGCGAGGCCGUGAGGAGACUGCCUCCAUUGAGCUGGAGCACCUGAACUUGGAGCCUCACGAAGGGCUGCUGCUCCACUUCCCAUACGUUGCCUGACCAGAACCCCGUUUCCUCCCACUCCCCAAGCCCUUUGGUUUCUUUUUUUUCCUUUUUUUUAAACUGUUGUAGAUUACAGAUGAGCCCCUAAAUAGGGUGUUUUCUGCUUUCAAAUAAAAGUCACUCCUACCUGA